Molecule: messenger RNA, 4212 nt
Organism: Betta splendens (Siamese fighting fish)
Lineage: Eukaryota; Metazoa; Chordata; Actinopteri; Anabantiformes; Osphronemidae
Gene: dstyk
Product: dual serine/threonine and tyrosine protein kinase
Exons: 14
Coding region: 987-3767 (926 amino acids)
Biological process (GO): protein phosphorylation
Molecular function (GO): ATP binding; protein kinase activity
Source: RefSeq, a predicted model, not a curated record
CAUUACACGCAUUCAGUUGUACUUUAAACAGAAAGUGACAUCUGUAAAGCACUUAAUGCACAGAACCUAGUGGUCCAUCUGUUAUGGAGGCGUGUGUGCGCCUACGUUUCCCAGAGUGCACUGCGCCUCAGCGGACCCCGCCUUUCGCUGUCCAUAACUUCGGUCUCGUCGCCUUUCAGUUUGCAGUGAUUUGGAUGCUUGGCUUCAGCUAUGUGAGUCGGUCCUGACGCACCUCGCCCUGCACCACCAGUGGCUCCUCUUCAUCAUCACCGAGAGGGAAAGCGGAACCCCCCUAUUUAACGGCGUUCCCGUCGUUCCCCGGAGCGGAAAAUGCCCACUGGCUUGUCCGGGCCAGAGCCAGUUCAGCGAAAAUCCUUUCCCACGUAGGCGCAUCGGAGAAAACGAGUCUUCAGGCUGUUGUCAAUGACAGGCGGCUGUUAAGAUUGUGUCCACAAUUACCCACUGAGCUACAUGGCUGCACGACUGUGGCCUGGCAUGUGAAGUUAACGGCGAGGACGGACAGGGAUGCUUUGUAGCUAACAGCGCUAGCGUCAACUGGACCAGAGCUAGGUCGGAAAGCACGGAUUAUUAACGCGCUAAGUGGUCGGUCGUUUGGACUCUUUGUUCUGUUUAAAGCACUCCCCGUCUCACAGCGAGUGCUACAUACAACGUUAUACGCGCAGGCAAAGUGCACAGAAUGCCUCAGUGUCGGUGAAUAUGUUAGCUGCUCGUUCGUACAGCUAGCUAGCUAGCUGUGCUGGUCAGCAACUUCAUAACCAAAGCCAAAUGCCUACAGAUUAGCUAGUCGCUGGCACAAGACUGCAGGGACUGUUCAACACUAAUACACUAAUGGUUUUGCUCUGCUAAAAACCUACUACGGGUGAAAAGGGUGCUGCUCUUUGACGUGUUUACCCACAAACUCGCAGCUGGCGUGAGAGCGGCACUGAUUGAAGCCGUGCAUCCACACGCGCGUGCCAUCGUUUACCAUGGAGGGAAAUGCGCAGCAGAAGAUCACUCCUCUAGCUCGGGAGCUGACGAGGACGUUUAACAGCUACAACAAGCACUCCAUCCAGCUGAGGAAGAACCUCAAGGAGACCAACGCGUUCUUCCGCGAAAUAAGGCAGAAUUACAGCAAUGCUUGUGCGUCCACCAUGAGCUCGGCGUCAGCCUCUCUGGAAGCAGGUCAGCUCAGCUGCAUCUCUUUCCCUAGCCAUGAGGAAGAGUUUCUACGCAACACAGUGGGUGCUGCCCCAUACAUUGUGAUAUUGGGCCAAGACUGUCCUGCCCGCUACCAGCUGCUUAACUUCCUUCUGGGGGAGAGGCUUUUGCCUCUGGGCCCUGAGGCUGGUGAGCCUUGUGAAGGAGUCCAGGGAAUUGUGUGCAAGAGACGAAAGCUGUGUUUCACCCAUGGGAGACAGACUAGGCUCAGCUUGGCACUGCCUGGCCAGUAUGAGCUGGUGCACCAGUUGGCAGCGAACUGCGGCCGCUGGGAUACAGUGCCCCAGGAGGACUUGGAGAUCCACGAAGAUUGCGAGGACCCAGCUCAUCGGCUAGCAGAGCUAGAGAUUACCCUGCAUCAUCCACUGCUACAGGAAGCAAAGGUCAUGGUGGUGCCUUGUCCUAGUGUUCAACCUCUGGAGGAGGCCCUUGAGGACUGCACUCGCAGUGUGAUCCCCAUCGUCCUCUAUGCCAUCAACAAAGACUCUCUAAGCACAAAGCAGGUGGCUGAGCUGUGGAAGGUCAAAGAGAUGCUCCCCUUUCCCAUCUGUUUUCUUCGCAUCCCUGACACCACGCCAGCCGCCUCCCCAGACACGGGCCGUCGCGUGGAGAAGGAAAAAGAGAGAGAGAAGAGCGCCCUCCAUAAGCAGCUGCUGUCUCUGGGUUUCAUAAGUAGCCCAACGGGAAACUGCUCCUGUGGCGCCCCUACUCAGGCGCCCAUCCCAGGUGCCAAGCCCCAGAGCAUGUUGGGAGAGGCGUUCGAAAGGCUGCAUCGAUUGUUGGUGCCGUUUGCUCGCCAGGUGCUCCAAAACCAGCAGGUGGAGGCUGCCAACCUGCUUAAUGGGAUCCACUGUCGCUGUCUAGAUCUCUUCAUCAACCAGGCCUUUGACAUGCAGAGGGACCUGCAGAUAACUCCCCGCAGGCUGGAGUACACCCGUGAGAAAGAAGGCGAACUCUUCACCUCCCUUAUGGCCAUUGCUAACCGCAAACAGGAAGAGAUGAAGGAAAUGAUUGUGGAGACACUCAGCAGCAUGAAAGAUCAGUUACUGGAGGAUGCUGCCAACCUGGAGUUUACAGACAUCAUCGUAACAACUAAUGGAGGUCCUGUUACAUCAAAGGAGAUCAAAUCCUGCAUCCAUCAGAUCCAGGAGCUGAUUGUGGUCCGUCUAAAUCAGGCUGUGGCCAGUAAGCUGAUAAGCUCUGUGGACUACCUGAGGGAAAGCUUUGUAGGAACUCUGGAGCGAUGUCUCAACAGUCUGGAGAAGUCAACAAAUGAUUCCUCUGCUCACAACAUUACUUCCAAUCACCUCAAACAGUUGUUAAAUGCUGCCUAUCACGUGGAGGUCACCUUUCAUUCAGGAUCCUCUGUCACACGACUCGUCUGGGAGCAAAUCAAACAGAUCAUCCACAGGAUAACCUUCGUGAACCCUCCUGCCAUCACUCCAGAGUGGAAGCGGAAAGUAGCACAGGAUGCCAUAGAAAGUCUGAGUGCUGCCAAACUGGCCCGAAGCAUCUGCUCCCAGUUCAGAACCCGCCUGAACAGCUCCCACGAAGCCUUUGCGGCAUCGCUGCGCCAGCUGGAGGAAGGGCACACGGGGCGCCUGGAACGCACCGAGGACCUGUGGCUGCGUGUGAGGAAGGACCACGCCCCUCGGCUGGCCCGCCUGUCUCUGGAGAGCCGCUCCCUCAGGGAUGUGCUGCUGCAUGGUAAACCUAAGCUGGGGCGAGAGCUGGGUCGUGGCCAGUAUGGAGUUGUGUACCUGUGUGAUAGUUGGGGUGGACACUACCCAUGUGCCCUGAAGUCUGUGGUGCCGCCCGACGACAAACACUGGAACGACCUGGCAUUAGAGUUUCACUACACGAGGUCCCUGUCCAAACACGAGCGGCUGGUGGACCUUCACGGCUCUGUGAUCGAUCACACCUAUGGAGGCGGCUCCAGCAUCGCCGUGCUGCUGAUCAUGGAACGGCUGCACAGAGACCUCUACACAGGCUUGAAGGCUGGUUUAUCACUGAGGGAGAGGCUUCAGAUUGCCCUGGAUGUGGUCGAGGGGAUUCGCUUCCUACACAGUCAGGGCCUGUUGCACAGAGACAUAAAGCUGAAAAAUGUUUUGUUGGACAAACAAAAUCGUGCCAAGAUCACAGACCUGGGCUUUUGUAAACCGGAGGCCAUGAUGUCAGGUAGCAUUGUUGGGACCCCCAUCCACAUGGCUCCAGAGCUGUUUACAGGAAAGUACGAUAACUCUGUUGACGUCUACGCUUUUGGGAUCCUUUUCUGGUAUCUCUGCACGGGUUCAGUGAAGCUCCCAGAAGCUUUUGAGAAAUGCUCCAGCAAGGACCAACUUUGGACUAAUGUUAAAAGAGGUUCCAGGCCAGAGCGGCUGCCCACGUUUGAUGAGGAGUGCUGGCAGCUGAUGGAGGCCUGCUGGAACGGCGACCCUUCUCAGAGGCCCCUGCUCGGCAUCGUCGAGCCCAGUUUGAAGAGCAUCAUGGAUCGGCUCUGCAACUGUGACUCGGAACAGAAAAGCAGCAGCCUCGAGGACUCAAACUGAAAAAACACUCCAAGCUGAAAAACACUCCAAGCUAACACACAUGUAAUUGAAAUCCACUCCACAAAAGUAUUUUUGUUGUAUUUAUGAAAAAAAAGAACUGAACAGGUGACAGAUGGAAAACUUCUCCUUGUGCACAAUUGUUGGAUUGACCUUAUUUAUGGGGAGUUGAUAAAGAAGUUCACAAAUGUGUGUUUUAUUUUUUUGUGCUCUGGUAUUUGUCUUCAUACUGUACGUUUUGCUUUUGCUGUGCUAAUUGCUGCUUGGUGAUAGAAUUGUUACUAGAUGCAAAUUGUUUUUAAAAAGUAGUCCAUUCUCAGUGUUAUGAAAAAAGAUAAAUAUAUGAAAGAAUAAUUUUAGACUGUAUUUAAACUGAACAUACCUGCACCUGUACAAAUGUCUCUAAUUUUUUUUUUUUAAAUAAAAUGAUCUGUUACAACAAACAUUA